Messenger RNA from Mucor mucedo, 831 nucleotides. RefSeq lists its product as uncharacterized. Lineage: Eukaryota; Fungi; Mucoromycota; Mucoromycetes; Mucorales; Mucoraceae. The transcript is spliced from 6 exons. The record is from RefSeq and is a predicted model, not a curated record. The coding region runs from base 1 to 831 and encodes 276 amino acids.
AUGUCAAUGCCAUCAGUACACGCUGAGCAAUGUAAAAAAGAAAGAUCCAAACCCACCAAAUUAUUUCAUUUUGGUACUUCAUUUUCAAAAAGCAACACGAUAUCAAGCGCACAGUACCAUCAGUAUGAACAGGAUCAAGGUAGCAACAAGUCUCUUAAUUCACUCAAGCUGCUAGACCAUUUAGUCUAUUUGCUGGAAGAAAUACCAUUUGAUAAGUUUAAUUCUACACUCUGGAUGACACAUGUUGACAAUCUGGAUAAAAGGUCGCAGACGUUUUUGGAUGUCGCAAGAUACACGCUCUGCUCCUUCCAUCUGAUAACGAAGACAAUACCUGAACAUGCAAACAACUAUGAAAGAACGUACUUCAUUGAGAACGUUAUUCCAUCCAUGCUGUCUUUGGCCAAGAAUACAGGCUUUAUUGAAUUCAAGUGGUGUGAGACUGAGUUUCGCUCAACUAAGACCAUGAAUAUGGCAGAGUAUGAUUACGAUCUCCGUGCUGCUCCCCCCAGCAAAUAUAUUGAUGCUUUGGGAAUUAUGUCCACACAAAACAACAUGGAGUUAAUUGUCAUUGAAUCAUCAAGUGGCCGAUUGAAGGAGCAUACAACUCAUACGAUUGAAGAUUCGCUGAAGAUUCUGGAAUGUGGUGUUGCCACUUUGAAGAAAGAGGCCAUGCAUUAUAAGAACGCUUCUAGGAUCAAGGUUUUUUCGGUACAAGUAAUCAAGACCCAGGUCACAUUACUAGAAUUAUCAUUCUUUGUGGAGAAACAAUUAGCAAAGCUUCCCACCAACUGGAAUGACAGACUGCAAAUCGUACAGUAUCUAGAACUGUAG